GACGAUCAGUUGAUUACUAUUUGACGUACGUGUCGGAUCUUGAUCUUUGUCUAUAACAAGACUGUUUAUUCUGAGUUUUAAGUUUCUCGCGGCACCAUGUCUUCCAACUUGGGCGUGCUGAUAUUCUUCACGAUACUUUCAACCGUUGGAUUUAUUAUAAGUUUGGUUGUACCUUCACUUUCUAACAUUCCAAACAAUGGCUUUUUCAACAAUACGAUUGGAUCUGUUUCUGCCAAGUAUCCAACCGAUGUUACACCAGCAGACUACGCAUUCUCUAUCUGGGGUUUGAUCUACCUAUUCCAGAUAGCUUGGCUCAGUUAUGCUUACAGUUGCAUGUGCAGAUCUAACAAAAGUGGAGUCGUAUUGGCAAAUCCAGUUGUUCUGCCAAUCAAGUUCCAUGUUGCUUGGCUCGGAACUUGCGUUUUUGUUGUAUUGUGGACCUUCUAUUUCUUGGCUGAACAAAUUCUGAUUUCUGCUGUGUGUCUCCUCAUGACAACACUCUUCGGCUACGCUUGCUCUGCAAUAAACGCGAUUGCUACCACAGAUAAUGAGAAGCAACUUGAAACAGAAUCGCCUGCAGAUUUGAUUUGCAUUCGUGUGCUGAUUCAAAAUGGUCUUGACUUGUUUUUCUCCUGGACAACUGUUGCAACAUUGAUUGGCCUGGCUAUGACUUUGACCUACGACCCUAAUGUUCCGAAAAACUACUCUCAAGAAGACGCUGGCUCAAUCUGCUUAUACAUACUUGGAAGUCUUGUCAUUUUGUGGUCGGUCCUGGAAAAUACCAAGUUUUUCAGCUUGUUCAAAUACGUCUAUGCAUGGUAUUUUGUUCUCAUUUGGGCUUUGAGUGCACUGAUUGUCAAGAAUCCAGAUGUAAGCCAGAAGAACACCAUUAUUACCAUCAUGAUUUUGUGUGUUGCUGUUGUCUGCCUUGCUGCGAAGAUUACAGUGUUUUGUCUCAGGCCAAGUGUUGCAUACAAGAAAGUGGAAAAGUACCAGAUGUUUGAUACUAAAUGAAUUUUUGUUGACUGAUACUUAUUGACGUUGGGAACAUGGACAGUGGACACGAUUGAGUUUUUUUUCUUCCUUUUCAUAAUUUUUGUCAUUGGUAAUGCAAAUUGAUUCUCAAGUUUAAAUAUAGAUACAAAUCUUUAUAGCCAGUGGACUGUUUUUCUUUGUUAUUGAAUGCAAUUCAAACUCAUAUUUUUUGCCUUAUUCCUAUAAAAGAUAUACCUAGUAUAGUAAUCAUAAUGAUGCAAUGCAAGUUAAAGAUCAUUUUUGUUUUUCUUUAUUCAUGGUUUAUUUAGUUAUUGAUCAUUGCGGGAUGUAAAUUUAAGGGUCUUUGAAACAGAUGGAAUAUUCAAUGUAAUGAAUUGGUCUCUUGGAAGGCAAUAACUCAAUAUUUUUAUAACCUUAAAAUGCUUAUUACAGUUCUUAGUUUUUUGAUAGUAAAUAUCAACCAUAAAAGUAAAUACGGUUUAAAAUCAUUCUUACAACAUGCCUUGAUUUGAGAUGCAUUGAAUAUUCCAGAUUUAAAAAUGUUUUUUGUGUAAUCUAUUUGGUUUCAGUUAUCCUUUUAUCAACAAUCCAUCAUAAUUGAAGACAAUUUCUCAGUGUUACAUUUGGCACAAUUACUCCAAUUUUGUGAUGUCAGUCUUGAGAUUCAAGUUUACAAUCUUUUGAAUUUAUUAGAAUUGAUUUUGUCAUAACUGUGGUAUUAUACUUAUCAAUGCAACUACAGUAUUUUUGUUUUUGAUUGAUUUCCUUUUCUGUAAUUAUGUUUAUUCAUUCAAUUUAGA
This is a messenger RNA of Styela clava, 1796 nucleotides long. RefSeq lists its product as uncharacterized. The record is from RefSeq and is a predicted model, not a curated record. Lineage: Eukaryota; Metazoa; Chordata; Ascidiacea; Stolidobranchia; Styelidae.